AUGGCAGACGCAGCGAGGAUCGCGGAAGCGGCACAAUGUGAACGGAAAGCAGCUGAAUGUCUGAAGACGUCAAUGAUCAAAUUGAAGUUCAACCCCGACUAUGAUGGAGCGGCAACAGCGUUGGAACGAGCAUCCGUCUGCUAUCGAAAUGCCCAGAAGCAUCUUCAGGCUUCGAAAGCACUCCAGGAAGCAGCAGGCCACUAUGAAAUGUGUAACAACAAAUUCCAUGCUGCCAAAGCUCGUGAAAAUGCAGCAAUGUUGUUGCGAGAUGCCGGUGACACCAGCGGUGCUUUCCCACUUUUUGUGCAGGCGAUUAAUGGUUAUGCCGAAUGUGGUAACCUCGACACGGCGGCUCUUUCUAUUGAUCGGGCUGUGAAAGUUAUUGAGCGGGAUGAUCCAAAGAAGGCUAUCGAGCUCUAUGAGCGGGGCCUCGAACUUGUCCAAUCGUGUGAUCGAACAAAGCAGGCUGGCGAAUUCCUCUCCGGUAUCACCAAAUUGAGUCUUAGGCUCGAAGACUACUCGUCGGCUUUGCGGGCCAUUCGCCGCGAAAUUGAGGCGUAUGCCGAUGUGAAAGAAUACUUGCGCAUUGGACAGCUGGCGAUCGGGGCUGUUCUGAUUCAGUUGGCAAGAGGGGAUAGUGUGGCAGCCUUGAAAGAAUACGGCUGGGCCAUUCAACAAUGCCCUGACUUCGAACAUACGGAUGAUGCAUCGGCUUGCCAAAGCCUUAUCGCCUCGUAUGAAUCUGGCGAUGAUGCGAAUUUCCAGAAUGCACUCAAACGAGGAAGUGUGAGAUCGAUGGAUAAUGAGCCGGAUUGCGUACCCAGCGGUUCGCAGGAAGUAAAAGAGUUACAACUCCCAAAUAUCGACGCUGUCUCUACACCCGCCAACAUUAUCCCACACCGCCGGAAAUGCAAUCGUUGCGGUAUAUGGUUCGCUUCCCGACGUCUGUUAUUUGCGCACAGAAAAGUGCAUUAUCCGGAUCGAACGGUCUGCACAAUAUGUGGGGCUGUUUUGAGGCUUGGUACCGAAUAUGGCGAACAUUUGCGAGAUAAACACAACAAGGGCCCUAUUGGACGAGGAUGUGAAGGCUUGGCUAGGGAUAUUACAGAAGUUCCUGAAGCUACCGGAGAUGAUAAACAAAUCUGCACCACCUGCGGAUAUGUUGCAUCUUCGGCGAAACAGCUUUGGAGGCAUGGCAAAAAGGAGUCUCAUUCGACUCGCGUGGCUCAAGUGAAGGUCGACGAAUGGCCGUGCCCAGAGUGCGACUACAAAACAAAAGUGAAGAUGAAUUGGCAGCGGCACCUCUUCCGGAAACAUGGAAUUGGGAAUACGCCAGCCCCACCUCGAGAAGCUUCCCCUAGCGAAGUGACAUGUUCGGAUUGUUUGCGGUCUUUCGCAAAUAUCUCGAGCCUUAAUCGGCAUAUCAGAAUGGUCCACACCGACGAACGAAAACAUGCUUGCGGUUGUGGACAGGUUUUCAAAUUGUCGGACCAUUUGCGGCGGCACCAAGAAAGGAAACGAUGUCCAGAAUUGAAAACC
Messenger RNA from Mesorhabditis spiculigera, 1539 nucleotides. The record is from the annotation of a GenBank genome assembly. Lineage: Eukaryota; Metazoa; Nematoda; Chromadorea; Rhabditida; Rhabditidae.